CAAAGAAUUGAAAAAUAAGAAAAACUACGUGUUUCUAUGACUACACUAACCACCUGCGUCAGACGACGGAUAUGACGUAACCGAUUCGGCAGACCGACAAUUCAGCUUUACGCGCGAAAAGUACUGAAGUGAACAACAGUACAGUGUUGGUCGUUGACAGGUUUCUGACUUAAAUAAACCAUGAGUAAGAAAGACAACUCAGCUGUAACACAGAUCCUCGCUUACCUGAAUGAGAAAAACAGACCGUAUAGUGCUCAAGAUGUCUUUACCAACCUACAGAAACAGUGUGGCUUGGGCAAAACGGCAGUGGUCAAAGCCAUGGAGCAACUUGCCCAGGAAGGAAAGAUUCGAGAGAAAGUGUAUGGCAAGCAGAAAAUAUACUUUGCAGAUCAGUCUCAGUUUGCUGAUGUAAGUGAUGCUGAACUGAAGAAGAUGGACAGUCGCAUUGCAGAACUCAAUGCUGAAGCACAAAGCGUUUCACAGAGCUGCAGACUGCUAGAUACAGAGCUAAAAGAGCUGAACAGCUCUUUUACCACAGCAGAGGUAAAGAUCCAGAUCCAGGAGCUGCAGGCAGAGUGCUCUGAAUACAAAGAGCGCUUGAAUAAAACUCAAUCAGCCACGAACCAUGUAACCCCAGAGGAAAGGGAGAAGGUUUACAAGGAGCGAGAGAUUUAUGUAAAGGAGUGGAGGAAAAGGAAGAGACUGGUUUCUGAUAUGAUUGGAUCUAUUUUGGAGGGGUACCCAAAGAGCAAGAAACAAUUUCUGGAGGAGGCUGGGAUUGAAACAGAUGAGGACCAUAAAGUGACAAUACCCAACAUCUGAUGUAGGAACUACUGAUUUAAUUCAGAUACCAUGGAUACCGUUGCUGGGACACCCGAAGCUGGAGGGGUUCAGAAGUAGGACAGAAACGAAUCUGAGAUACAGAAAGAACUGCAUUGUUAAAAAAAACGUUAUGUAUAAAUGUUGAGAGACAAAAAUGUUGUAAAUAAGUUUGAACAUUUAUUUUUGAAUUAAAAAUGAUACUGAUACAAAAAUA
This is a messenger RNA of Triplophysa dalaica, 1036 nucleotides long. It is a transcript of the gene psmc3ip, whose product is annotated as PSMC3 interacting protein. Gene Ontology annotation, cellular component: condensed nuclear chromosome; DNA recombinase auxiliary factor complex. Gene Ontology annotation, biological process: meiotic strand invasion involved in reciprocal meiotic recombination; homologous chromosome pairing at meiosis; meiotic joint molecule formation. Bases 181 to 822 code for a protein of 213 amino acids. The record is from RefSeq and is a predicted model, not a curated record. Lineage: Eukaryota; Metazoa; Chordata; Actinopteri; Cypriniformes; Nemacheilidae. The transcript has 8 exons. Gene Ontology annotation, molecular function: recombinase activator activity; double-stranded DNA binding.